CCUGCAUAUUUGAUUAGUCCUACAGUGGAGCAACUGAUAGGGCGGCAAGGCGGCGAAAAAAAUUGGGGUUUAGUGCCGCUGCAAAAUGGCCGGGCAGCAGUUUCAGUACGACGAUAGUGGCAACACAUUUUUUUAUUUCCUCACGUCCUUUGUGGGACUUAUAGUCAUCCCAGCCACCUAUUACCUCUGGCCUCGGGAUCAGAAUGCGGAGCAAUUACGUUUGAAGACUUUACGAAGAGUUCAUGGAAGAUGUCUGUGGUAUCGCCUUCGGCUUAUGAAAUCACAGCAGAGCAUUGUUCCAACACUUAAAAAAGCAGCCCUGUUGUUUGGGUGGGCAAUAUUUCUUUUCCUGGCCUAUAAGGUGUCUAAAUUAGAUCGAGAGUACCAGGAGUAUAACCCCUAUGAGGUCCUCAACCUGGACGCAGGGGCAUCUGUAGCAGAGAUUAAGAAGCAGUACAGGGUGCUGUCUCUAAAACACCAUCCUGAUAAAGGAGGAGAUGAAGCCACGUUCAUGAAGCUCGCUAAAGCUUACUCGGCUUUGACUAAUGAGGAAUCACGGAAGAAUUGGGAGACAUAUGGCAACCCUGAUGGCCCUAGAGUGACAAGUUUUGGAAUCGCUCUUCCUGCAUGGAUUGUCGACCAGAAGAAUUCCAUGCUGGUGCUGCUGGUCUAUGGAUUAGCUUUUAUGGUCAUACUUCCUGUGGUUGUGGGUACGUGGUGGUACCGUUCCAUCCGCUACAGCGGUGAUCAGAUCCUGAUCAACACAACACAGCUUUUCAUGCACUUUAUGUACAAAACACCUACAAUGAACAUGAAACGAUUGGGGAUGGUAUUGACAGCAGCAUUCGAGUUUGAUCCUCGUAGCAACAAAGAAGCCAUUAUAAGACCAACAGAUAACAUAGAAGUUCCUCAGUUGAUUCGAGAACUGGGAAACAUUAAUGUUAAGAAGAAGGAGCCUCCAUUCUGCUACCCCUACAGCCUGAAGGCACGAGUCUUAUUACUUACCCACCUUUCCAGGAUGGAUGUUUCUGAGGAUAUAGAGGAGGAUCAAAGGUUUGUGGUGAAGAAGUGUCCCGCCUUACUACAGGAAAUGAUCAAUGUUGGCUGUCAACUAACCAUGAUGGCAACCAGUAGAGGAGGCCUUCGGGCUCCAAGACUGACAUCCAUAGAAAACUGCAUGAAGCUCUCUCAAAUGGUGGUGCAGGGUUUACAGGAAGCCAAGUCUCCUCUGUUGCAGCUGCCCCAUUUUGAAGAGGAACACCUCCGAUACUGCAUCUCUAAAAAGUAUAAGGUGCGGACGCUGCAGGAUCUGGUCAGUCUGAAGGAUGCUGACAGGAGAAGCAUGUUGAGAUUCCUCGGGGAGGAGAAGUACGAUGAGGUCAUGGCAGUCCUCGGCAGCUUCCCCUACAUCCACAUGGAAACCAAACUUCAAGUGCUGGAUGAUGAAGACAGCAAUAACAUCACAGCAGGCUCCAUUGUUACAGUUACGGUCACCUUGACAAGGAAGAGAAUGUCUGAUAUGUUUGAGAAAGAGGAGAGCCCACAGCUGCCUACAGAAGAAGCUAAUUCAGAGGAGCAAGGUGAUGCCAAAAACAAAUCAAAAGUUUGGCAAAACAAGAAUAAAGGAGCUAAAAAAGCCACCAAAUCCAAAAAAAAGAAACUGACUAAGAAGAAACCAGUCACCCAACAGCAAGUAAAGGGAGACAAAGUCAAACAGGCCAAUGGCAACGUGGCAGGAAAUGAAUCUGCCGCUGCUUCAAAAGAGGAAGAGGAGGAACUCUCUGAGAAAGGCAGCGAAUCGGACGAGGCGGAGGGAAACAAGGACUCGCCCAGUGAAAGGGACGAGGAGAGUGACAAGCAGAGUGACACCGAGGUGGACGAGAUCACUGGAGACGAUGAGGAGGAAUGGGAGGCCCUACAGCAGAGCAUUCAGAGGCGUGAGAGGGCGCUGUUGGAGACCAAGUCAAAAGUCACACACCCCAUCUACGGCCUGUACUUCCCUGAGGAGAAGCAAGAGUGGUGGUGGCUUUAUAUCGCUGAUAGGAAAGAGCAGACGCUAGUGUCCAUGCCCAAUCACGUUUGCACGCUCAGAGACACAGAGGAGGUUGAGCUGAAAUUCCCUGCUCCAUCCAAAACUGGAAACUAUCAAUAUUCUGUGAUUCUCAGAUCAGAUUCAUACAUGGGAUUAGAUCAGAUCAAGCCGCUUAAGCUGGAGGUUCAUGAGGCAAAGGCCAUGUUGGAUAACCACCCACAGUGGGACAUCCCAGAAACCGAGGAAGAGGAAGAUGACCAGGAGGACAGUGAUGGUAUUGAAGAGUCUGAGGAAGAUGAUGAAGACAACGACUAAACCAGUCAAUUCAUAUAAACUUGAGCACAGCUCACACACACAUGUGCCCACUUAUACACACACACACACACACACACACACACACACAUAGCCCCAGACCUUUGACGUUUUCUGGGCCGCCACACACGGGAGGAUGUUGACGCCCCAUGUUCCUGUUUAAAACACAUGAAUCACAAAUCUGUCCGAACCUUUUCUCCGCAUCAUACGAUUCGAGGAACUAUUUCUAAAUUCUCCUUGCAUUCAUCAGGUUGGUAUUGAUGGCCUGUCAGAAUGGUUGUUUGUGGGGUCCAGCUGUGUUUCAGAGUUCACCAAAAGUGUCUGACCAACUAACACGUCAAAAAAAGUUAUAAUAAUAAAAACGGGCUACAGCUGAAUAAUCACACACCUCAUGACUGUCAUUUUUCAGUGUCGCAGAUAAUACUUAAAGCGUAUUUUCUACCUUAUCAUUUUGUAGUUUUAUGUAGUUUAUUAGAAUUCAGUUAUACCAGGUGUUCCCGCUUUUUAUGAGGCUGUGUGAAGUGUAUUCUGGAGUGAACCACAUGGACGCGGGUCGGGGGGCUACUGUGACUUGCAUUUCAGUUUGUCUCUACGUUUAUGGAAUUAUUUACAUUUUUGCAUUUGGCAGACUCUUUUUAUUCAAAGUGACUUUACAGCACAUUCAAGCAUGCGUCUUUGGGACUCAAACCCACAACUUUUGCGUUGCCAAUGCAGUGCUCUACCAGUUGAGCUACAGGAACUCUAUUAAAGUGCUACACAUAAAUCUCACCUUUAUUAACUUCCAGUUUCACAAAUAAUGACUGCACACAUUCCACAGCCAGAUCUGCGGUUUAGUCCUGAUUUAACUCAAUAUUGCUUAAGCUUGAAGUGCUCUCCCACUGUUUCAUGCAUAAGCGGGGAGAUAUCACGCUGCUUUCUCAGCGUAAUAUAAUCAUGUGGCCUGAGUUCAGUCGAGCACCCCCCAUUUAUUUAUCCAACUGAUUUUUGUCAACUGGAAAUCCCCACUGCAACCGUUACAAAGACACAUUGUCUGUAGCAUGAAUGUACAGACAUACAGGCCUUUUCUUAUCAAUUGGACUAAUAUGUUUUGUUGGCCAUAGAAUUGAUUUUUACAAACAAAAAAAAUCACUAUGGGACAAAUGCUUUAAUAUAUAUAUAUAGUCUUACAUUCCACGCCCUAAUUAUAAAUAAAAUUAUCUGCUUAUUCACUGUACAAUUUUUAGUGGCCAUAAUAAGGUUCUGUCAUCAUUUGCAUUUGGUUUGUAAAAGAAAAUUACCAAUGCAGGUGAGGGGAAUAAUUGAGGAUCUUUUUUCAAGUUUUACUUUACUUUUUUGUGGGGUAGAAUUUAGCAUUUUUUUGUGGAUAUGAUUAUUUUCGUCCCAUUGUAAUGUCUCUUUUUGCAGAGAUGAAAGGUUUGACACAGUAUCGAAGGCGGUUAUGUAGUGGUUGUGCACAUUGGUCUGUUCUUUUGUCAAGCAGAGGGAAGGGUUAAAGGGAUAGUUCACCCAAAAAUUCUGUCAUGAAUUACUCGCACUCUCUAGUUGUUCAAAACCUGUAUAAAUUUCUUUGUUUGGUUGAACACAGAAAGAUAUUUGGAGCCUGUAACCAAACAGUUCUUGGACCCCACUGACUACCAUAGUAGGAAAAAUUACAAUGGUAGUCAAAAGUGCCCCAGAACUGUUUGCUGUCCUACAUUCUUCAAAAUAUCUUCUUUUGUGUUCAACAGAACAAAAAAAUUAAGUAAUUUUUUCUACUAUAUAAAUGUAUACAGGUUUGGAACAACUAGAGUGAGAAAUUCAUUACAGAAUUUUCAUUUUUGGGUGAACUAUUCCUUUAAGACAAUCAAUUUGAACAUUUUUGUAAAGUGGAAAACAUGUAUAUUCAUACAUUGUUGAUUUUUAUAUUACAGGAAAUGAAAUUUACAUGUUUAUUUCUAAGGUAAUCUGUGUAUUUUUAGUUCUGUUUGGAAAACGGCAAACUUCAAGUAGAAAUCUUUACUUUCCCCCUCUGUUUUACUAUUCUAAAUAAUUCAAUUCAUGAUGAUAGGGGAAAAGUGUCAUAUUCUGGCUGCAUGUAACACACUCACAAGCAGUUUUUUAAAAUGCUAAAGGUUUUACAGAUGAAUAGACAUUUUAGUAUUAUAGCCCAAAAAAAGAAUGUAGCCUCAUGGUGUGUACUGAAAGUUGUGACUCCAGUGCACAGAUAAAGAAAAAUCAAGUCUUCGCAUACAGAGAAACUCACCAGCCAGAAAAGGGUGAAUUGCCUAGUAAACAGUAUCUGCCAUUUUUGUUUACAAGAAAACUGUCAUUGUAAAUGGAAAAUAUAUAUUAUUUGUAUUUAAAUAAUUUCAAAUAAAAUAACUUUUAAAAUGA
Messenger RNA from Triplophysa rosa, 4717 nucleotides. RefSeq names its product SEC63 homolog, protein translocation regulator (gene sec63). Lineage: Eukaryota; Metazoa; Chordata; Actinopteri; Cypriniformes; Nemacheilidae. Gene Ontology annotation, cellular component: Sec62/Sec63 complex. The transcript has 20 exons. The coding region runs from base 86 to 2347 and encodes 753 amino acids. Gene Ontology annotation, biological process: SRP-dependent cotranslational protein targeting to membrane; post-translational protein targeting to endoplasmic reticulum membrane. Gene Ontology annotation, molecular function: transmembrane protein transporter activity; RNA binding. The record is from RefSeq and is a predicted model, not a curated record.